Molecule: messenger RNA, 1168 nt
Organism: Vidua macroura (Pin-tailed whydah)
Lineage: Eukaryota; Metazoa; Chordata; Aves; Passeriformes; Viduidae
Gene: EXOSC4
Product: exosome component 4
Exons: 3
Coding region: 355-1116 (253 amino acids)
Biological process (GO): nuclear mRNA surveillance; U4 snRNA 3'-end processing; poly(A)-dependent snoRNA 3'-end processing
Cellular component (GO): nuclear exosome (RNase complex); cytoplasmic exosome (RNase complex); nucleolus
Source: RefSeq, a predicted model, not a curated record
GCCUCGGCCGGUCAAGGGGGAGGUGCCUCCUUUUGGCGGGCGGCCGCGCGCGGGGCGCGCCGGGAGUUGUAGUCCGGCCCCACAGGCCCCUCAGCGGCCGCGCGCGGGGCACGCCGGGAGUUGUAGUCCGGCCCCACAGGCCCCUCAGCGGCCGCGCGCGGGGCGCGCCGGGAGUUGUAGUCCGGCCCCACAGGCCCCUCAGCGGCCGCGCGCGGGGCACGCCGGGAGUUGUAGUCCGGCCCCACAGGCCCCUCAGCGGCCGCGCGCGGGGCGCGCCGGGAGUUGUAGUCCGGCCCCACACGCGGCGCCGGCAGCGGGAGCGGCACCGGGAGCGGGAGCGGCGGCGGUGCGGGCAUGGCGGGGCUGGAGCUGCUGUCGGACGCCGGGUUCCGGGCGGACGGGCGCCGGCCGGACGAGCUGCGCAAGGUGCGGGCCCGGCUCGGGGUGCUGGCGCGGGCCGACGGCUCGGCCUACCUGGAGCAGGGCAACACCAAGGUGCUGGCGGCCGUGUACGGCCCGCACGAGGUUCGGGGGUCCCGGGCCAAGGCCCCCCCGGACCGGGCCCUGCUCAGCUGCCGCUGCAGCUCGGCCCCGUUCGCGGGGGGGGGCGAGCGGCGCCGCCGGCCCCCCCAGGGCGGGGGCGACCGCCGGUCGGGCGAGCGAGCCCUGCUGCUGCGGGGCGUGCUGGAGGGCGCCGUGCUCAGCCAGCUCUACCCCCGCUCCCAGAUCGACGUGCACGUCCAGGUGCUGCAGGCGGACGGGGGCGAGCUGGGGGCCAGCGUGAGCGCGGCCGGGCUGGCCCUGCUGGACGCGGGCGUGGCCCUGCGCGGGGCCGUGGUGGCCGGCUCCGCUGGGCUGGCCGAGCCCCCGGCCGGGCCCCCGGUGGCCCUGAGCGACCUGAGCGCGGCCGAGGAGGCGGCCGGGGGCCCGCGGCUGGUGGUGGCCACGGUGGCGGGCAGCGGGCGGCUGGCCCUGUGCCAGCUGAGCGCCCGGCUGCACCAGGAGCGGCUGCGGCCGGUGCUGGACGCGGCCCAGGCCGCCUGCCGGGGGCUGCACGCCGUGCUGGACGGCGUGGUGAGGGCCAGGCUGCGCCAGGACACGGCCAUGGAGCAGUGACCAUCAGAGUGACCGCCCCGGGACACGGCCAUGGAGCAGUGACUGACCACAG